AUGUCGCGGAAGUUUUAUAGUUUCCCCGCUUGUGCGAUACCGCCGCGAAAACACGAGAAGGAUGAGGAGCAGGAGGAGAGGGAGGAGGAGGAGGAGGAGAGCGUGGAAGGAGUGGCGUACGGUUUGUGCCGCCACGGCAACAGGUGCACGUGUCUGCGCUCGUGGGUCGCGCCCCCGGUAACCCUUAAACUCGGCUUUCUCGUCUGCUGCCUAGUUCUCGUCUCCACUGCCAGCGGCUCUCCGGUCAGAGCCGAAGCCGACAUGCUGUCGCUACACUACCCGCGUCACUCGCGCUCGAACCGCACGCACGUCAGUGCGCAGGCGCAGCUGCGACGCAUCGCCCGCCUCGAGUCAGUCAUCAAUCCGCAGUACAUGUCGAGUCUCGUCGUACUGGCGCCGAGCCCUCCCUCCCGACCGCCCUUCUCGCGCGAGCUCAACUACAACGAGCUCUACGAGAAGGCGCGCAAAGUGGACGGAGAGCAGACGCAUGGGAGCAAGCGCGCCAGCAAGCACUGGGACGAGGCGGACGCGCUGCGGGAGAAGCGAGCUGUCUACGACUACGCGGGAAACAUGCCGCAGUCGGUCUGCAACAGCAACUCGUCGUGGGGCGCCCGCCUGACGGCGUUCGACCGCGACGACCGCGAGGUGGCGGUGCUGCAGGAGAUCCUCAUCAACGGGCUCAUCGUCAACCAGUACUUCUACGAGACGACGUGCGUCGCCGAGAAGUCCUGCUACGGCGUCAACCAUCGCAAGUUCUACUCGAUCUGCCGCAGCUCGCCCGUCUUCGUCUACGCCUACGUCAUCAACGCGCACGGAGACACGGGCUGGAGUCACGUGAAGGUCAGCGGCGCGUGCGAUUGCGCCCUCUACAAAAAGUAGUUCCUGCGAGACGCGUGCGACGGCGCGCUCUGCAGAAAGUAGAUCCCAACGCGACUGCGACUGCGCCCUUUACAGAAAGAAGAUCCGGAUCGGGAUCUAGAUGCGCAGACGAGAGGAGCAUGGAGGGAAAUAUCAUAAUCUAGGGCAGGGGUGCGCAUGCGCGCUGCACGGUUCUUAGCGUGUGAGGGGCGGAGAGACGUUCAUUUGUCUGAGAUACGCGUGUUCGCGCGAGAAUACUCUACACAGCUGCACGAUAAUUUUGAACAUUGAUUGUUGAUUAUUAACUUUUGCGUGGAUAUUGUGCGCGUGUUCCCAGUGAAUAAGUGAAUGAAUGCGUGCGUGUGAAGUUUAAUAUACACUGCAUGUAUUUCUGGGCCCUUUUGAAUGACCUAACUUAAUGUUUGGAUUCUGUCAGUGACCCGUCAAGAUAGAGGCAGACAUACUUCCAUUGAUUUAUUACUAUAAUGGCGAUUAUACAUAAAAAAAACUUGAGUACGCCGCUUUUCUGAAAGCAUUCGCGUACUACCUAUAGUUUCCCUAGAAGUUAUUAUAUGAUUUUUAAUGAGAGACAAUGCAUUUAUUUAUAAUGCUGAUGACGAUCUAUACAAGAAUCCUAUCAAUACCUAAAGAGAUUAAUGUCGAUAAUACAACAAUAAGUAGAAAAUUAUGCCGAUAUAAAUCACACACGCAGUGUAUAUUAUAAUUUGGACGUGCACUAGCCGGUAAUACCGGGCAUUGUCAUUCUCGGUACGAAAUAGCAGCAGCCACACUGCAAAACCUAUAAGCAUUAUAAGCUUCAAAAUGCUUGCUUGCUAAACCAAGUACAUACUCAACCCUCCCCUACCCCACCCGCCGAGGCCCACCUCUGCAUGUGAAAUGGCCUAACAAAUCAUUUUGUCCGUGCGUGAUUUCCUCCGUUUUUGUGCGCAUGUGCGUGUGCGUGCGUAUGUGUGUGCGUGUGUCUGUGUGCCUGUGUGUGUGCUUGUGUGCGUUGAAAAGAAUAUGUAUAAGAUGGGUCCCAUUGAUUAAGCGCCUCAAUCAUGAGUCGAUGCACUUUGAUCUAUUUACUCGUCGCUUCAGCAUUUGUAUAGAAUAUCAUGGGUAUGGAAUGUUAACUUGCUUUUCAUAGUUUACUAACGAACGGAGUCGAGAGUAGUGUUUUGCGAGUAGAAAGAGAAACGCUCGUGAUUUUUUGCCUUAUAUAUAUAUAUAUAUAUAUUUGUACUAGUCACACGCUCCUUCAUGCCUGAUCGGAAAUAUAUUGGUUACGUAUGGUACACUCGUGCACCAGCGCACGGGCCAGCUUCCCGGCACAUUCCGUUAGUUACCGGCAAGAAAUUUACGCUGUCAUAUUUACGACAUGCGACCGCUGCUUGUCACACAGAGAAUGCCGCGGAAAUGGCGAAUUCUAGCGACGAUCGCUGCUGCGCUGCUUUCGAAUAUCGAGGCAGCGCGAAGGAGGCGACCUCUACAUGAGAGAACAGGAAGGAUGAUAGCAAUGGAAUCUUGCCACGAUGGCUAUAGCUGUGUAUGUUGCGCAUCGCCUCUUUGCGGCUUCUAUUUGUACGGCCAUCUUUUGUAUUUAUUUUCGUCGAACAGCGAAACUUUUGGUCGUUAGUUCACACGUGUGAGACCGCUGUUAGAUCAACGAUGUAAGUAACGACAUAAACAAUAUUAUGCAAAGAAUAGCGUCGAUACAUCCGCGUUCAGAUUUCUUAGUGUUUAGUAAUGACGUACAAAAUUUACGUAGGUGGCGUUGGAAAUUAGCUUAUUAGCGGUCGAAAAAGCGGUGUCAUCAUCAUCGUUAUCAUCAUCAUCAUCAUCAUCGUCAUCAUCAUCAUUAUCAUCAGCAGCAGCAGCACAAAGAGCAACAACAACAACAACAACAACAACAACAACAGCAACAACAAUAGCAACUAUAAUAAUAAUAACACCCCCCAACAACAGCGGCGACGAACAUAACAACAACAACAACAACAACAACAACAACAACAACAACAACAACAACAAC
Molecule: messenger RNA, 2890 nt
Organism: Priapulus caudatus
Lineage: Eukaryota; Metazoa; Priapulida; Priapulimorpha; Priapulimorphida; Priapulidae
Product: neurotrophin-4-like
Exons: 2
Coding region: 1-879 (292 amino acids)
Biological process (GO): memory; regulation of neuron differentiation; negative regulation of neuron apoptotic process
Molecular function (GO): growth factor activity; nerve growth factor receptor binding
Source: RefSeq, a predicted model, not a curated record